Rhopalosiphum padi (bird cherry-oat aphid) is the source of this 1426-nucleotide messenger RNA. RefSeq lists its product as uncharacterized. Bases 228 to 953 code for a protein of 241 amino acids. The record is from RefSeq and is a predicted model, not a curated record. NCBI's taxonomy places the organism in Eukaryota, Metazoa, Arthropoda, Insecta, Hemiptera, Aphididae. The transcript has 3 exons.
GCAGGGGCGGCUCAAUUCUCAGUCGCGCUACAGACGCUAUGCGGACCACUCGUUUGCCGAUAUCCUUACAUGUAACAGUGUUGUAAUAUUGUUGUUUGCCUGCUACAGCGCAACGACAACAAUAUAAUAUUAUUGGUACAGGUGGCGUAUCGUACACAGCACCGUUGUCGAAAAUAUUGUGACAGUAUAUUAUAUAAUACCUAUAUCGUCUGUGCUGCAGCUGCGGCAUGCAGUACUCGCAGCGACGGUGGUGCACCGCCGCGGUCCCGGUGCUAGUGCUGUCCGCACUGGUGCUGUUGGCGCACGGCGCCACUAUCAAGUUCGACCAGAGCCAGACAGGCGACUACAAUCUGCAGAUACAUCUGAAGAACAUCGAAUUGUACGCGGUGUUUGACGACUCAGGCGGUAACGACGACGAAUAUGAAGACUUACCUGACUACACGGACACACUUGAAGGUCCGACCAAACCACCGCAGAACGCAUCCACUACUUAUGCUCCCACAUCGAGCACUGCGGCAACUGCAGCGGCGGUCGUAAGUACGAGUUCACCUGCACUGGCGUUGUUGGACCCUUAUUCACAGUCCAAUAGUGAUAAGAUUGUUCAGAUGGUCGAGGCGUUGAUCGCUAGCAAUGGAAACACUUCCGACUUACCUACCGAACAGCCGCUAUUGUCACCAACCGCCGUCACGACAUCAUCAUCGCCACUGGCGUCCGGUCAGUCUCCAUCAGCCGUCGCCACAGCUUCCGCUGCUGCGUCUGCGACCGCGACUGUGACAAACAGCACGGUAAACCGAAAGUGUGGACCUGGAUAUUUCAGGGACCCGAUGGGUCGGUGUCGGCGCAUCCGAAAACCACAUUUACCAUUUUUACAAAUGGUUCAUACUCCAGGAGUGAUUAAGUCAUUCCAACCACAGCAAAGGACCACCGAAGAUGUCAGUGUGAUGAAAAAUUAAUAAAAAAACAUACAGACUACAUUAAUUUAGUUUCAAUACGCUGAUAGGCUGCUAUAAACGAAUUAUGUAUUAAUAUUUAUUGUUUAUUUUUAAUCAUACCUACUUAUACCUAAGAGUUUACAUUUAUUAUUAUAUUUAAUGGCAUGUAAUAUAUAGAAUUUAUAAAAAAAAAUUAUGUUAUAUACAUUAUAUUUUUUGAAGUUUAACAUCCAACAUCCAACCUUAUUCAUUUAAUGUUUUCCAAAAAAUAAAUGCUAAAAGAGAUGAAAGUUACAUAAUAUGUAAUGUUUUAGAUGUAUUAGUCAUAUUUAAACAGUUACCCAUAUAAGAUUUGAAAACAGAAUCACACUAUUUAUGAAUAAUUACAUUUUUACAACUAAUAAUUAUUUCCAUUUAUUUCAAAACUUAUCUGAUAUCAACAUUACUAAGAACAUAUUAAUAUUAUACAAAUAUAUAUUAUAUUACCAUUUAAA